UGCAAAGAGGCACUGAGAGACAUACCUACCAAGAAUGUUUUUUUGAAUAUUUUAUGGUGUUUCAGCAAGCGCUGGCGUGGAACGUGCGUGAAUAUUCGCAGAGUGACAAAACACCAUGGCUUGCGGGAGCAGUUAGAAGCACGCUUACGGACUGUAUUUGAUAACAGUAUCGUGCGAGAGCUCAAGGUGAUCAGUCGCCUUCAGCAUCCCCACAUCCUCAAUCUACUGGCCGUCAUGCUGUUGGACCCGGUGACAAGCUUGGAACUCGUGGAUCCAACCCAACUGGCUCUGGUCUAUGAGCGACCUUCUUUAGGUUCGCUGCACUAUUGGACUCAAGUAAAGCUUGAGGACGUUCCCGUCUUAUCUGCCUUCACAAUAUGCCGGCAAGUCGCCGAGGCACUCAUGUUCCUCCACUCGUUUGGUAUUGUACACUGUAACGUAACACCGUAUGCUAUUCACCUGUUCUCUUUGGACAGCGCCAAGCUGGGAAAUUUUGAAUAUGCUGUCGAACCAAGCGAAUUGACUACCUCGGAUAGACUUGAACCACUCUCUACCUCUUUGGGACCAUCUUCAUCACACAUGUCGGGUACCGCCAGUCCUACGCCUCCAACAAAGACAGAUGAAUGCACUCCUUACUUCAUGUUGUACGAGUGUGCGCUACAUCUUCCUGCCAGUCAUCUGGCCAACUGGCUUCCUCCAGAAUUGUUCCCCAUUAAUGCAUCUCAACUUGAUAAGAGCCAAGGUAGCACGUGUCUACGAGGGCCAGUCACUAUGAAGAGACCCUGCUUUGCAUCUGAUGUGUACAGCCUAGCCAAAGUUCUUGAGUCCCUCAUUCCGCAUUUGGCUCACGGUUCCCCAGAUGUUUCCCUAGAAUAUGCAGGUUAUGUGGCCCCUAUUACGAAUGUUCGAAUGGUACUUGCAGCAGCCCUACAACCUCGCCCAGAGGAGCGACUUCCCUUAAAGCAAUUUCACCGGUUGCUCAUCCAUCUGUUCUGGACAGAAUACGAUCAAAUGAAGUCACCAAAGCCACAGGUCAAUGCUACUACCAUUCCAUGUCCUUUGCGCUUAUGUGAUCAUCAUACCCCUGGGCACAGGGGUGUGGAACAAAUCAGCUCAACCCUAACUACCCCCUUGGCUUCGACGGGAAUGGGUACACUACAGACGGAAAAAGAAACGGAGUCGUGUAGCUCUGGGGCGAGAUGGUCCAAGUGCUUAGAGUACGAAUUUACUGACCGGAAGGUCUGUGGUUCGAACCCGACCUCUGCCUCUCGACUUCCCCUGUGUGGGCUUGGGCAACCUGGCAGUAUCCCAACCCUCGUGCAACCUCCGGGUGGCAUGGUGGCUAGGCACCGAAAGGGUGCUACAGCUGAACGGUUUUACGGUCAUGUAGUUCUAGUAAUGCGAAAAAAUAUGAAACUGCAUUUUCAGUACCCUUCUCCCAAAGCUACUGGAGGCAUGAAAGAACAAGGGAGCUUGGAACUCAAAUGUUCACGGCAGAUUACAUUUAGGCGACGUCGACGUUUCCAGGUCGAACUCACAGAACACCCCGAACAGGGUUCUCCAGGCAGUGACACUUCGAUGCUCCCCUCUGAAAAUGUACCAGCAGCCUACCUCAUGAGUCACCCUUCACCAGGUUCACCUUGGAAGUGCGGCACACUGCUCUCAUCUGAUACGAGCCCAUCGUCCGGCUUUUACAAAACGGCGAAGACAUUUACAGUGAAAAGUUCCUCAACAUCAGAGCCCGAAUGGUCUUCAGUGAGCGACCGGCUUCCUCCAAAUCCCACAACAAAGUGUAAAACUUUGGGAUUUUCAGAAUUAUCACUAUUCCUUCAUUCUUUUGCCAGUUCCUCAACAUCAGAGCCCGAAUGGUCUUCAGUGAGUGACCGGCUUCCUCCAGUUAGACCAGAAAUCACGAUUACCACACAGGAACCAAUCGUCAAUCCUCACUGUUCUUCAGGAAAACAAUCGGACGAACCUCUUGUUAAAAAGUCGUUGGAGAAGCAGAAUAGCACAAAGCUAACUCGGUUUUAUCCAUUUGUGAAUGAGUGGUUGAGGCGUCGAAAGUUCGGCAGCCCCAAAUCGGAAAAUUUGAUUACCGACCCCUCAUUCACAACCUGCAGUUCUGACAAGACACCAUUACCCGUCCAGGGUCAGCGCUCUUCACCCUCGCCCAAACUUCCAUUGAUGAGUCUUCUUAAACCUCCACAAACGGUCUUUAGACGUUCUAAAAGCGCCAAACUAACACGUACAGAUUAUCUGGAACUCGCCGCAGUUCCAUUAGUUCCCGAAGGCGUUGAGGUCCCUCCGAAUCUUGUGCCCUGGAGAAGUCCGUCCGUUUGUCACCAGUCUCUGGGAAAGCUGAGCCGCUCCAACACCAUGCCAUGUCGGAAAGUUUGGCAUCUCUCACCAUCUACUCCAGUGGUGACAUCGAUAGUUCCCCAAAGCGAGCUUCAUCAUAGUCCUUUGAAAACCGUCGAAGUGCGGGAUAAACGCGACGUCACACCAGUGAAGCCAGCUUCACAUCAAACUCACCUUACUCCCGUUGCCGUGGAUUACAGUGAAGUUACUGGGAAACCAGACCUCAUCCGUUCUUCUAGUCGGUUAAGCAGACGCUCUCGGCGUUACACAGACAGAUGUGCUCUACCAAUGAAUAGUUCUGUAGAUGCACCGGAGUUUGGUGAAGAAACUUUGGAGAAUUUGCACAGAAAUCACAGUUGUUCUUCCCUGAUGAUGCUUAAAAGCGUGUCAACACAGACGGAACAGGAAUUGCUGAAACAAAUGUCAGCUCUCCCUUCUGUGCCAGAACCUACGAAAGCGGAGUUAUCUACCACCGUAACACCAACUCACUUCCGCGUGACAAACGACCCUUUACCCGCUGAGGGCAUGAACUUGAAUCUACUGCAGAACCUAAGAGCCGAUUCAGCGUAUAUGAGAGAACGAUUCUUUUCUUCGGUCAGUUCAACCCGAACCCAACCCGUGCAGCUCAAUCGUGUCAAGCAACUGGUGGAGAUGUUUGAGCAUCACUUGUCACUGAAGCAACCAAACGCAAGAAAACCCGAUGCACCACUGGGAACAUACACCCCUCGUUUACAUACGGAAAAGGUGAAUGAAUCCCUCAGCAAAGUAAAAGCAAGCAGGUGUGUCGCAGAUGUAGCCUGCUGUCCUGGGCGUGUGAAAAUAAACAAGCAUCCGGAAGUAUUAUCAGUGAAACCUCUUUCGAACUCACCCGCCAAUGCACGACAUACUCACCUAACUGCUGACAACUUACCUCCGACAACAACAUGUGAUUUGGAAUCUAGUCCUCGUUACUAUCAAUCACGGAUUCAACGUCGACUGUGCAGUCAGCCUUUUCCUCUACAUCAAUACCCAACACACAUCGCUGACAUUCGUCCGUUUGGCAGCUGGCCCCGGCUGAAUUUUCCACUGCCCGCUUUAAGCAAAGGGAUAACCAACGAUCAUAAGUCAGUCAACCCAGAGAAAUUGUGGGAGAACAAUUUGUCGGUAAAUCAACCACAGUCCCAGUCACGGGUGACUUCACCGACUACGUCUAGCUGCGUGUUAUCCGAAAAGUCUGUCAAGGCGCAGUGUGUUCCGACGCAGGAAUUCUGCUACCACUCUAAGACGAAACCGGAUAACUCUUAUGCUAACGGUUUUGAACUCCCUCCACUACCCCAGCCAACACAUCUGGAUUUCGGUGAAGGUUCGCCGACAAGCGGAUCUCUGAACUCCCUACCACCACCACCUUCACGCUCAUCCUUAGUUGAAGUCGAACCUUUUACAACACCGCAACCCAUCUGCACAAAUGGAGAGGGUGAAUAUGUGAACUUUUUAACGAUUCCGCUAACGGGCUAUGCGAUUCGGAGCGAGCAGAGUAGCUGGAUUCUCUCUCCAAGAGCGCAUUUCUCCAGCACGGCGCAUGGUAUGAAUCAAGGCUGGCGAAAGCUAGGCCACUUUGGGAACACUUACGGACCUUCAGGGAAUGUCCACCGUGGCGAAUAUAGAUCAGCC
Messenger RNA from Opisthorchis viverrini, 4008 nucleotides. RefSeq lists its product as hypothetical. The record is from RefSeq and is a predicted model, not a curated record. Gene Ontology annotation, biological process: attachment of spindle microtubules to kinetochore; intercellular bridge organization; protein phosphorylation. Lineage: Eukaryota; Metazoa; Platyhelminthes; Trematoda; Opisthorchiida; Opisthorchiidae. Gene Ontology annotation, molecular function: ATP binding; protein kinase activity. Gene Ontology annotation, cellular component: kinetochore; midbody; intercellular bridge. The annotation marks the transcript as partial. The transcript is spliced from 13 exons.